This is a messenger RNA of Mugil cephalus (flathead mullet), 4510 nucleotides long. It is a transcript of the gene wnt10b, whose product is annotated as wingless-type MMTV integration site family, member 10b. Lineage: Eukaryota; Metazoa; Chordata; Actinopteri; Mugiliformes; Mugilidae. Gene Ontology annotation, molecular function: frizzled binding; cytokine activity. Gene Ontology annotation, biological process: cell fate commitment; canonical Wnt signaling pathway; multicellular organism development. The transcript has 7 exons. The coding region runs from base 187 to 1515 and encodes 442 amino acids. Gene Ontology annotation, cellular component: extracellular region. The record is from RefSeq and is a predicted model, not a curated record.
CUCAUGUUAGCACACCUGGCUAACAGCUACAAACAGUUGCACUUAACCAGAGGAGCUGCUCUGGAGCUGCAGGAGAGGAUGCACAACCUCGAAGAUGAAGGAAAAGGGAGAGAAAUGUGCUACAAACAAGAGAGACGGCGCCCUCAAUGAAAACUAGGUUGUGGCAGGCCGGUAGAUGAUGAAGUGAUGGAGAUGUUAGGAGGCCACGGCCAUUGUGAUGCUGGGUGGCUGUUACUUUGGAACUGCCAUCUGCCGAAAAGGAACUGGUACCAUUCAUGUAACAUCAGGACCAUCCUGUGGGUGCUGUGUAAUGACAUUCUCAGCCUGAAGGUGGCAGGAGAUCCAGUGCUAACCCCCAACUCUGUGUGCCUGAGGCUGGCAGGCCUCAGUAAACGUCAGAUGCGGAUGUGUGUGCGGAACCCUGAUGUGACCGCAUCUGCUCUGCAGGGCAUCCAGGUGGCCAUCCAUGAAUGCCAGCACCAGCUACGGGACCAGCGCUGGAACUGCUCCUCACUGGAGGGCCUUGGCAAGCAGCCUCACCACAAUACAAUUCUGAACAGGGGUUUUCGGGAGAGCGCCUUCUCCCUGGCCUUACUGGCAGCGGGUGUGGCUCACUCUGUGGCCUCGGCAUGCAGCAUGGGCAAGUUACGGGGGUGUGGCUGCGAGUCCAAACGUCGCCAGGACGAUGACAAGAUUCGACUGAAACUCACACAGCUGCAGCUUCAGACCCUGCAGAAGGGUGGAGUAGGCCUCGACCUAACACGGUCACUGCCCAUGGAGCUAAACGGUCACCAUGGUAACCUGCCCUCUAACCUGCGUUCUACGCACCCCUCGGCCCUCCUCAAGCCUUUACCCGAUGACCUAAGCUCUAUGCAGGACACCUGGGAGUGGGGGGGCUGCAGUCACAAUGUCAAGUUUGGGGACCGUUUCUCGAGAGACUGGCUCGACUCCCGCGGGUCUCCAAGAGACAUCCAUGCUCGAAUGAAGAUACACAACAACCGCGUGGGGCGACAGAUAGUGACGGACAACAUGACGAGGAAGUGCAAAUGUCACGGCACAUCGGGGAGCUGUCAGUUUAAGACCUGCUGGCAUGUGUCUCCGGAGUUCCGGCUUGUGGGAUCUUUGCUCAAGGAGAAGUUCCUGUCGGCCAUCUUUGUCAACUCCCAGAACAAAAACAGUGGGGUUUUCAAUUCUCGAACAUUGAACGGCGCCAGCAGAAGCACGGGGGGACUCAACGGGGGGCGCCGUCGAAGCAUCUCCAGGGAGCUGGUGUACUUCGAGAAGUCCCCCGAUUUCUGCGAGCGCGACGCGUCCAUAGACUCUCCAGGUACGCAAGGACGCAUCUGCAACAAGACGAGCUACAGCACAGACAGCUGCAGCUCCCUGUGCUGCGGCCGCGGCCACAACAUCCUGAAACAGACUCGCAGCGAGCGCUGCAAUUGCCGAUUUCACUGGUGUUGCUACGUGCUGUGCGAAGAGUGUCGUCUCACAGAGUGGGUCAACGUGUGCAAGUAGAUCCCCGCUCUCCCGGUUUCCGAUGCUUUUACCGAAACAGGACUCAAGAUGGCGAGCCUGUCCCUUCGCCCACUCCUGUUGUUCGAGUUUUUGUUUUGCUCCUUGUGUAAUUCUUUCAGAGAAUCUGUUUAUCCGCCCCUUUCCUUUUUUUGGUCCAUCAUCUGGGAUCUAUUUUCUCUUUGUAGCCGCUGUUAUUCUCGAAAUGCCAAGUCAGAGAUUGAAGAGGUGACUCAUGUCAUUUGUCUUGCCAUGGUCUGCUUAGACGCUGCCCUCUCAACCAUGAAAACGGCAUGUACCCCAUCUACUCUGUCCCAGAAAAGAGAGACCGGCUGAUGAGCAUUUCUCUUCGUCUACACUCUGACUUAUCUUAUUGUACAGUAGCUGUGUAUUUUAAUAUGUAUGUGUAUAUUUGUAAAUGUAUUAUUAUUAAUAUUAUUGUUGUACUAGAGCCUGUCGUUUUGCCUCUAGUGUACGACAGACCGAUGCUGGUUCAGGAGGGUGAAGUCUCUUUGGAACUGAUCAGGCAGGGGAACAUUACUUAUGUGGGAGUCUUUCUAGACAAAGGUUUUUUACUAAUAGAGGGAAAAAAAAGACAGAGGACUGUGUUUGUGAAGGACUGAUGCAUUCGAUCGAAAGCUUUUUCACGGCAGCGGGAAGACUGAAAGCACACACGGGACUUUUAUAAGCCCACCACAGCUUGUGUACUCGUAAAACUCAAGAUGGGAAAAUAGAUAAAAGGUCAGUUUUGGAAACAAAGUCAGUCCUUCGAUUCCUUUUUACACUGAAAAAAACUAAUCGGAUUUAUUUAUAUAAUUGUAACAAUAGUAAAUGCUUAAUGAGAAUGGUUGGUAGUGGUCAUGUUUUUCAUAUCUGUAUCAUGACAGAAAUAUGCUUCCUUUUGUUAUAACUGUAAUGUGACGUGUGUCAGUUUCCUGUGAAAUCACGUCUGAGCCCGAGAUAUUAUUCGCCUUUUGUCCAUUUCGUCGGUCCGAGCGCUCCUUAGAUGCUUCCCACAUGUAGCACAUGUCAAAGUGAGAGAUGGACCUACUUUAGUCUCCAAAUGAUGCUGACGGGAGUGUGUACGUCGGAGUGUGUGCGUCUGUUGCUGUGUAAAUGGGGGGUAAGGUCUAUGCGCUACAGAUUUGGGAGGUGAGAGCCCUUUUUUUUUUUUUUUUAUGGCCACAUCAUGCUGAGAGAAGGGCUUUUUAUGGCCGCAGGAUAUUGUUUCCUUAAAGUAUGACUUUUAUUACGGGAGAGAAGCAUCCAGAGAGCAGAGAGUGGGGUUGAUUAUACCAGUCUUUGCUGUGCGAGCAUCUGAGGGGAUCAUCUGUCCAGAGUUCAUAGCCAAGGAAGGGACUUGCUGAACCACGUGCUGCUGGGACGCCGUAUCCCUGUUACCUGGGCGACAGACUACACAAAAAUAAACACACGAAUACAUGCCCGCGUUCAUGUACCGAGACAUGUACAAUAGCUGGCACUGGUGCGCAAUCAGAAACACACUUGCUCAUGCGCGCACAUAAAACUGUAGAUUUAGCGAAAUGCUAAUGUCACCGUUUGAGUUAUGAUCGCAGCAUUCCUGGAUAACUUAGACAAUCCAAACUGUCUCCGUGCUCAGCUUGCCGGGAAGACCUCUCCUGCCACAUAGGAUUUAAUGCCAAUUAAGUCUUGUUUGUAUGGACUUUGGUAAAUAUCCCCUGACUCCCGAGGAAUGGCAGUGCCAGUGGCUGAAUUGACUCUUCUGUAUUUUUUGGUAUUUAGCGACGGAGUAAAAACGGCGAGCGGUAUGGAACGAUAAGGGCCUGGAUUUCUGGCCUGUAUUUCUUCAUUCCUUUAUCAUUUCACCCUGGAGCUGCUGCUGCAAAGGGGAAUUUCCUGUCACUGUUUCUCCCAUGUGUGAGACAGAGGUUGGUGGACAGCCUGGGACUGCUUUCUCUCUUUCUCUCUCUCUCUCUCUCUCUCUCUCUCUCUCUCUCUCUCUCCCUCUUUCUUUCUCUCCCAUUCUCCCCCUCAUCGCUGCAGACAUGAGACACAUGCAUAGCAACACAUUGACUGCCCCCACGAGUAAUGACAUCCAGACUGGGCCGAAAUUAAAGAGAGGCAGCCAGAGAGAGGAAGUUGGGAUAGAUAAAAGUUACCCGCUUUGAGUGACAGCGUGAUUAUAUGUAUAAAGUAAGGCGAUUUAGUGUGUUUAGUUGGAUAUAAAGAUGGGCAGAUAGAUCCUUAUUCCGCGUACAGCAGAGAUGCAGGAGCGAGGAGGAGGACAAACGGGGAACGGAGAAGGGGGUGAAUAAAGUGUACUCGGUAUAAAUACAUGCCUCAAAACAUCUGCUUCUCAACUCCCCUUUCAUUUUUUGAUGUGGGACAGGCAGAAAAGGAGAGCGGGAGAGAAAACACAAGGAGCCAGCUACCCAGAACAUCAAAGCCCCUGCCCUCAACGUGCAGGCCCUCAUUAGUUCAGCUAGCAGAACCAACGAGACUUGUGAUUGUGUUUGCUGGGGUGCGCGCUGGCAGACACUUCAGAGGAAAGGCUCCUUUAAGUCAUAACUCCCCACCCUACCUCUCCUGCCACCACCCGAGCCCGCUCUAACCCCCCUGUAACCCUCUCCAAACGCCCCGCGCACACAAACUCGGCACGCUCCCCCACCAUCCACUCCACCCCAUAAUCUGGUCUGCAGCUGCAAACAUCUGCUACCCUCUUUAUUCCUUAUGCCUUCACCACUGAAUUGAUAAACACAUCUAUUACCGGACCGCUGACUGACACGCAACCGGGAGGAAGAGCCCGGCAGAUGCUGGAUUCACCUAUGGCUGCAGGGCUUGGUUUCGGGGCGUGUCGUCUAAUCACAUUUUUAGACGAUGAUGGCGAAAGGGAAAAAAAAAAAAAAAUCACGUUGGAGGGAAGUCACGUUUCCUCCUAAUCCCUCAAAGCAUCAUCACCUGAAAACCAUAUAAAUCGAUCACACCACAUCUUGAAAUACAUGCUGUCUUUUUUCCUUUU